UAACUCGUACCCUCGAGUCGUCAACACUGCGAGUAUAUAUAUAUUCCUCCAUCCCGGACCGACGCCACCUCAGCCUUGAUCUUGCAGCGUCGGCAUCAUGCGUUUCCUGGUUCUGAUGGUGGCGGUGGCGGCGGUGAUGCCCGAGGACGUCAGUUCGCCAUUGUACCAGUUCUAUAAGUCUACAGGAGGCAACUUCGUGCACGGCUACGCUUAUCCUCACUAUCAACUCCGUGGUGGAGCCAGCGUCCCGGGCGGCGCCAAUUACCUCAGCGCCUACGCAGGUUACCCAACCCUGCUGACCCAUCCCUUGCUUGGCCUCGCCACCCACCACCAGAACCCUGUGGCUCCAGCCGAGAAAUUUAAAUCUGUUCCCGCGGUAGAGAUCUUCCCCCCUGGCGCUCCUGUGGUCCCGCAACAAGACACUUCCGAGUCAAAGCAAGAUUCUGGAAGGACCCCUCUGUCACCCUUGCUCAGGAUGGCUUAUGACGCAGGCUUCGUGAGUGCAUCAGGAGUCUCCCAGUCAGGUUCUCCGCUGUACGAUGUGUCUCCUUUCUUGGCUGAGGACGCCGGCAGCGUGUCUGAACUGGCUUAUCGUCUUGAGGCCGUCCCUGUUGCCGCUGUGCACGAUGUUCAGCGUCCAUACGCUGUGGAUCCUGACCACAGCUUCUCGCCAGUCCUCAUCCACAGCGAUACACCACAGGUCACCAAGUACACUCUUGAGGUGCCCGUCCAGUAGCUUUACUGCUGGCAAAUAAUUGAACGCCCUGAACAGAUCGCAUUGAUGUUAUUAUCUAAACGCGCCACAUUUCACUUAUACUUUUAAGUACUGGCUAAAAUUAAAUGAAAGAGAUACGUAAAUAAAGGUAUGUACGUAUGUUGUAUAAGGGACUACCACACGUAAUCCAGAUGGCAUCUUGCAGCUUGUCUUGCAUUUCGCUUCAUAGAAAACGAUGGUCUGUUAGGAGUAACUCGUGAGUUUACAAUGUGAUGGUGCUGUCCAAGGAUAAGCAACGACAGUUUCUCAUCCUUGAUGCUACCGUAGUCAUCCCGUCCGGUUAUUUUAACAAGGUAAGGCAAACACUUCAGCUUGAGGCAGGUGUUAGAUUGCUAGCGGGCCUCAGUAGUCCUUCAGUGAUGUCCCUGUUAUGCACUGUUGCAGCCUUAAGACAGCUUGCUGCUGUGUUGUAAUGUGAGCUUAUGGUUGUGAACACUACGUUGUUUUAGAGAGAGAGAGAGAGAGAGAGAGAGAGAGAGAGAGAGAGAGAGAGAGAGAGAGAGAGAGAGAGAGAGAGAGAGAGAGAGAGGAGAGAGAGAGAGAGAGAGAGAGAGAGAGAGAGAGAGAGAGAUAAGGAACAUGACAAUAAAGGACUUCAUGUGAAAAUCUGAUAGAGGACUUGUAUUUUUCUUGAUUGAUGUAUGAUAAUGUAUUUUACUUUAUUACAUUGAUAAUUUUUUUCUUUCAUUCAGUAUAA
Scylla paramamosain (green mud crab) is the source of this 1472-nucleotide messenger RNA. RefSeq lists its product as uncharacterized. The record is from RefSeq and is a predicted model, not a curated record. The transcript is spliced from 5 exons. Lineage: Eukaryota; Metazoa; Arthropoda; Malacostraca; Decapoda; Portunidae. Bases 98 to 736 code for a protein of 212 amino acids.